Gadus macrocephalus (Pacific cod) is the source of this 3209-nucleotide messenger RNA. RefSeq names its product LIM domain only 4a (gene lmo4la). Bases 270 to 923 code for a protein of 217 amino acids. The transcript has 5 exons. The record is from RefSeq and is a predicted model, not a curated record. NCBI's taxonomy places the organism in Eukaryota, Metazoa, Chordata, Actinopteri, Gadiformes, Gadidae.
CACAAUCGACUCAUUUAAAUAUGCAUUCCGUGUGAGCCUGGGACUUGGCGAUGCCUUUACUUUCCCCAUAACGCUAUGUACUAGCUCCCAUUCAUUUGUAGGCCUAAACUAAACUACAUACUGAAUACCAUUAGGGUUUACGGAAUGGGACCAAGAAGACGGUAGCGCCUCAAAACGACCACACUCGCGCCGAGGUCCAUUUGAAUCCGGAGAAAAAACUUGGAGGAACGAAGAUACUCCCGAACUUCUUCGAAUCGGCCAGACCAGCGAUGGUGAACAGCAGGGUGGUCGAGGCUCCCGCCGUAGCGGUGAUGGGCGGCGGUGGGGGCGGAGGCGUCGGCGUCGGCGGUGGAGGAGGCGGCGGCGGCGGCGGAGGCGGCGGCGCGGUCGUGGCCAGGAGGCUUUGCGGUGGCUGCGGGGACCGCAUCGCCGACCGCUUCAUGCUCUUCUCCAUGGAGCGCUACUGGCACACGCGCUGCCUGAAGUGCUCCUGCUGCCACGCCCAGCUGGGGGAGUACAGCAGCACCUGCUACAGCAAGGGGGGCAUGAUCCUCUGCAAGAACGACUACAUCAGGCUCUUCGGACACAGCGGUGCAUGCAGUGCUUGUGGCCAGACGAUCCCAGCCAGUGAGAUGGUGAUGCGGGCGCAGGGCAAUGUUUACCACGUUAAGUGUUUCACCUGUGCUACCUGUAGAAACCGGUUGAUGCCCGGGGACCGCUUCCACUACAUCAACGGAACCAUCUUCUGUGAACACGACCGGCCCGGGGGGGGGCUGCUCAGCCACCCCACCUCCCUGAUGCCAGACCAGAAGGUGGGGGCAGGAGGAGGAGGAGGAGGAGGAGGAAGGGCUCCUGACAGGCACACACAUUUUGGCUGUGAAACAAUUUCAUUAAAGUGCCAUGGAAGUGUGCUGAGGAGAUGAAGAAGAGAAAAAACCAAACACGUGCCUUACCCCCACCCGGCCCGGCCCCUCCCCCUCUCCAGCCACCCCCACCCCCCCCCCCCCAGUGUCUCCUUCCCUGACGUCACCGCGGUGGACUUCCUGAACCCCGCGAGACUCUGGAGCGAUCGCCAUGGCAGCCAGGACACCGCUUCACCCGGUGGGAUGAAGCUUUGGACCAUGUGUACCGGUUCUUAUACAUACAGCACACUCGAACCUGGGGGAGGAGCUACGGACAGACCGACCACCCUGAAAGACUGUCGCAGCCCAGCGACAAGACGAACCACAGAUUCAUUCAUUCAUUCAUUCACGGAACGCGUUCUAAUGACUCUUAGGAUCGGGAUCAUCGUCGGUGGCCGUCGAAUCACGAAGAAGUGCAGAAGGCACCAUCGCUAAGCUAAGAGGAUCAAUACGAGAACACGUGUAUUCACAGAACAACACCGUGGGCGGUGUAUCUUGUGAUGUUAUUAACUGUUGAAUGUUUCCUUACGCUGCUGCAAGGAACAUUUAAAACAGCCUGUUAUGACAGAAGGAGAAAUGUUAUCAUCAAACAUAUAUAUAUAUAAAUAUAUAUAUAAGAUGUCAGGAGGAAUAUGUCUGGAUUUUAACAUUGUGGAACAUAUACGACCGUAUUCGUGUGUCAUCAUAAUGACAGGUUUCAUUUUUCACAUAACUUCUCCUGAUGGUUUAUCUUUUUAUGUCAUUGUUUUGGAGAACAUUUACUUCAGAAGUCUGCAGUCCGUGAGCUACGUUCGUCCAACGGAGGGCAGUCCAUAGCAACAGCGUAACCACAGCGUAUGUCGUGUGACGACACACGCCGAUGAUCUUAUCCUCCUGUUUGUGUUAGUAAGGUGAUGGUAUGGUGGGACCUGUCAGGGCAACGCUUCUCAGUGGCGGAGGGAUGGAGGCAUUUUUAGGGCUUUUCUUUUCAAAAUCUUGCGUCCUUCUGCUCUUUUCUGCUCCCUUUCUCUUUACAACACUCAAAUCUCAGCUAAAGCUGAUAAAAUAAAGGUGUGCAGUAGUGCUUAAAAGUGAUUUUGGUUUUAAAGAAAGGAGAUUCUAAUGGCAGAACUGAUCACAUGAACAUAAUGUUGGUAUUUGUGCGUGUGCUAUGUUGUUAAGGAAUGUCUGUGUCGUUACGUUCUGCAUUUUUAUCGGCUCCAAAGCCCGUCGUUCCAAUGCUAAACAUUUGAGAGAGAGAGCGUAAAAACAAAGCGUUUGCCAAAAUAAUGUUUAAUGUGCCAUUCACCUGUGUCUUUCCUGUUAGCGAGUUUAGAGGGAUUUAACAGUUGCCGUUGGUGUCUCUAUCAUCUGAAUAACUCCUAAAAAAGGAUUGACGAUGACAUUAAUUCAUUUUGUUGUAAUUAUUUAAAUAUUUAUUUAAAAAGCGACAAAUACAGCGUUGAAUGCAGACAAUGUUGCCGGUGAAACACAGUGUUCUCAUCUGACGUUUCAAUCUGUUUGCUUAUGAAUCAAAAGGAUCCGUGUGAAAUAUGGGAGAAUGGAGAGUUUGACGCCAGUUGUCUGCUUGGCAAAUGCCAUCCGUUUUUUCUAAAUUUCUCAACCUUAUUGGAUUUCCUUUUGGAUGCACACUGUCAAAACAAUUAUGAACGAGAAAUUCAACUGAACAAUCAUACAAAGCCUGUUUGAUCUUAUAACAUUAAAUUACAAUGACAUUAUGAAAUAAAUUAAAGGGAUCAGCAUGGUCUCUUUAUGUUUUCUUUGGUUCCAUUAUAAAAAAAUGCAAACGUGCCAAGUGCAACCAUUUACAAUAAGCUCAUUCUCAUCUGGCCUCCGUCCAACGUAAACACAUAUUCUUCAAUAAGCCACACAUUUGUGAAGUAAUUUUCUCGUAUCAAUUUCUCACGCCGUUGUCCACUUCAAUAAUCACAUGACAUGGUCCGUAUCUUCCGGUUAGACUUCUUGAUGACGCUGCUUCUACCAGCAGCUGCUAUGCGGUCAGUCAUAGCAAAACCCUGUUCCUAGCAGCUUAAUAUCUCCCGAUUAUUGAUGUUAAAUAGUGGUGAUGGUGGUUGGAUUACCUAUAUUGGGUUAGUUGUUUGUGUGAUCCUGAAGUGUAUGACCCACCUUAAGGUCACUAUGACCCCUGUGACCUCUUGUGCCUAUCUGUUUCAAUGGUGUGGUCUAUUUUGUGCCAUGAUUUUGUUUUUGUUUUGUUUUGGGUGUUUCUUUUGUUGCCUUAGCAAUUUUGUUUUACACUGUGCUGGAAAGUACAUAAAGUAAAGUCAAUAAAUAUAGUAUUAUUAA